CUGUGCAGGAUGCUGCUGCUGCUGUUUGGAGCUCUGUUAGUCGGAGGUUAUUUUCUUCUCCAUAUGACUUAUCUCAAGCUGCCCAGAUGUAAAAGCGCCGUGAAGUUACACGGAAAAACCGUCAUCGUGACCGGAGCGAACACUGGCAUUGGCAAGACCACAGCACUGGACCUGGCCAGGAGGGGGGCAAGGGUGAUCCUGGCCUGCCGGGACAGGCGGCGAGCCGAGGCUGCUCUCCAGGAAAUCAUCCGGGAGUCGGGGAACAGUCAGGUGAUCUUCAUGCAGCUCGACCUGGCCAGUCUGAAGUCAGUUCGCUCCUUCGCAGAAAACUUCCUCCAGUCUGAAUCCAGACUGGAUCUGCUCAUCAACAACGCUGGUCUGAUGAAUAGCGGGAAGACGGAGGACGGCUUCGGGAUGAUCUUCGGCGUCAAUCACCUGGGUCACUUCCUGUUGACGGUGUUGCUUCUGGACCGGCUGAAGGCGAGCGGGCCGAGCCGCGUGGUGACCGUUGCCUCCAAAGCCUUCGAGAUGGGGAAGUUGGAUUUCAACCGUCUGACGACUCACAGAGAUUUGGCUUCGGGCAGCAACAACUUUCAGCUCUUCAAGAAGUACAGCAGCAGCAAACUGUGCAACAUCCUCUUCACCUACAAGCUCGCCAAGAGGCUGCAGGGCACCGACGUCACCUGCUACAGCCUCCAUCCUGGAGUCAUAAAUACAGAGAUCGGUCGUUAUACCGGAUUUUGGUGGAGGCUGUGCCAGGCACCCAUCAGCUUCCUCUUCUUUGUGGAUGCUGAGUCCGGAGCUCAGACCACGCUCCACUGUGCCCUGAAGCAAGGCAUCGAGCAUCUCAGCGGCCACUACUUCACCCACUGCGCGCCGCUGCUGAACAUCGAGGCGAAGGCGAGAGACGACGCUGCUGCCAAGAAGCUGUGGGAGCUCAGUGAGAGUUUCUGCGGUUUGUCCUAAAAACCAAACCUGUCAAACUGAAAAUCCAAGCUUUGUUUUAAUCCCCAAGUGAUUAUAUUUAUAUACGAGUCCCCCAAUGAGUGUCCCUGAAUGCAUCACCAUGGAGUUUAAAACAGUUUCAGCUCUCAACUGUAUUAAUACCACAUGAAGAUAAUGACAUGUUGACAAUACAGUGAAAGUGAAUAAAUGUUUACAGUAUGUGAUUUGAGUUAAAGCUG
Messenger RNA from Thunnus maccoyii (southern bluefin tuna), 1184 nucleotides. Its product is annotated as dehydrogenase/reductase SDR family member 13-like. The record is from RefSeq and is a predicted model, not a curated record. NCBI's taxonomy places the organism in Eukaryota, Metazoa, Chordata, Actinopteri, Scombriformes, Scombridae. The coding region runs from base 10 to 966 and encodes 318 amino acids. The transcript is spliced from 5 exons.